Molecule: messenger RNA, 964 nt
Organism: Solenopsis invicta (red fire ant)
Lineage: Eukaryota; Metazoa; Arthropoda; Insecta; Hymenoptera; Formicidae
Gene: RpL18
Product: 60S ribosomal protein L18
Biological process (GO): translation
Cellular component (GO): ribosome; cytosolic large ribosomal subunit
Molecular function (GO): RNA binding; structural constituent of ribosome
Source: RefSeq, a predicted model, not a curated record
UCAAAAGCGACAUCUAUGCCAAGGCGCAUCAAUAUAGGACUCUUUGCUUCGUCGAUAACAAUAACCUCAACGUUACCCGAACGCGUCGCCUCUAGCGCCAGUACCAGUUGCGUCCUCUGUUAUUUCCGCUGUUUUCGUCCGCACGACUCUUUCGCGUGUAGUUUCUCGUGGUUUCUCUUCCGGUUUGUCAAAAUGGGCAUCGAUAUUAAUCAUAAGCAUGAUCGGAAAGUGCGGCGAACGGAGCCCAAGUCGCAGGACGUGUAUUUACGGCUCCUCGUCAAGCUAUAUCGGUUCCUGGCAAGACGAACAAAUUCAAAGUUCAACAAAAUCAUCUUGAAACGAUUGUUCAUGAGUAGAAUACACCGACCACCGAUUUCAGUGGCACGAAUCGUGAGGUUCAUGAAGAAACCUGGAAGGGAGAAUUGCGUCGCCGUGAUCGUCGGUAGCGUCACUGACGAUGCCAGGAUCUUUCAAAUCCCGAAAUUAACGGUAUGCGCUUUACGCGUAACCGAGAAAGCUCGGGCACGUAUCCUGAAAGCUGGCGGCGAGAUCAUCACGUUCGAUCAGCUGGCGUUACGCGCCCCGACUGGGAAAAAGACGAUCUUGAUGCAGGGACGGCGUAACGCUCGCGAGAGCGUCAAACAUUUCGGUCUGGCGCCUGGCGUUCCGCAUUCCCACACGAAACCUUACGUGAGGUCUAAGGGCAGAAAGUUCGAACGGGCGAGAGGCCGUAGACGCAGCUGCGGUUAUAAGAAAUAAGAUGUAUCACGCACUUGGACAGAGAGAUUAUCUGUCAGUCGUAAUAUUUUUUUUUUCACGCAGUCAAGUGGCUGAAAAAUAAAAACAUUGGCUUCACAACAACUUCCCAAUUUUCCUUUCUCGUCGUGCUACACACGUCUAGAUUUUGUAAUUAGAAACUGUGUAUUUCAUAAUUUACACAUUAAACUUGUAAUUUUGCAUUUAA